Molecule: messenger RNA, 1086 nt
Organism: Candida tropicalis MYA-3404
Lineage: Eukaryota; Fungi; Ascomycota; Pichiomycetes; Serinales; Debaryomycetaceae
Gene: AOX2
Product: Aox2p
Exons: 1
Coding region: 1-1086 (361 amino acids)
Biological process (GO): alternative respiration
Cellular component (GO): mitochondrion
Molecular function (GO): alternative oxidase activity
Source: RefSeq, a predicted model, not a curated record
AUGCUUUCAACUACCGUUUAUAGAAAACUACCAGUUGUAUCAACAACAACAUGUCACAAUUUAAUCAGAUUGUCAUCGACAUUAACUGCUCCACCAUCCACUCCAUUAAAUCAAGUUCCAAAACAUUCUUCUAAUCAUGAAGAUUCAUCAAUAUUUGUUGAACCUAAAAAAUCUGCUUUUGAUGUGUCGACUAAAAUUUAUUCUCAAGAAGGUGUUAAUAGAAAUGAUGAUUCAAGAUAUUUAACUAAACCAACUUAUCCUCAUCCAGUUUUCCCAACUGAAGAAUGUGAAAAUGUUACAGUAACUCAUAGAGAACCACGUACAUUUGGUGAUAAAUUAUCUUAUAAAGGUAUUCAUUAUGUCCGUAAAAUUUUUGAUUUUUUCACUGGUUAUGCUGACCCAAGUCCAAGUAAUCCAAAUCAAUAUGUUGGUACAAGAUACGAAAUGACUGAAGGAAAAUGGAUGACUCGUUGUAUUUUCUUGGAAUCUGUUGCUGGUGUUCCUGGUUCAGUUGCCGGUUUCAUUCGUCAUUUACAUUCCUUAAGAAUGUUGAAAAGAGACAAAGCUUGGAUUGAAACAUUACAUGAUGAAGCAUACAAUGAAAGAAUGCAUUUAUUAACAUUCAUCAAAAUUGGUAAACCAAGUUGGUUCACUAGAUCAAUCAUCUACGUUGGUCAAGGUGUGUUUACUAAUGUUUUCUUUUUCUUAUACUUGUUAAAUCCAAGAUAUUGUCAUAGAUUCGUUGGUUAUUUGGAAGAAGAAGCUGUUAGAACAUAUACCCAUUUAUUAGAAGAAUUGAAAGAACCAGGCAAAUUACCAAACUUUCAAAAAAUGAAAAUCCCAACUGUUGCUGCACAAUAUUGGCCAGAAUUAACUAAUGAAUCUAGUUUUAGAGAUUUAAUUUUAAGAAUCAGAGCUGAUGAAGCCAAACACAGAGAAGUUAAUCAUACUUUUGCUAAUUUGGAACAAAAAUCAGAUAGAAAUCCUUUUGCUUUGAAAAUUGAAGGAUUAAAUGAACCACAACCAAACCAUGGGUUGAAAGUUAUGACCCCAACUGGUUGGGAAAGAAAAGACAUGCAUUUGUGA